GGGCAAAAGGCCGUUGAGAUUGGCAGAGUGAAAUACUGCUGCCGAGGGAACGUAGCAGGGCACACGUCUCGCUUCUUUGCGCCUGGGUGCCCCGUUUCUCCCAUCACGUACUUACUUCCUGACUGCAACCUCUCUCCCUCUGGGACUUUUGCACCGGGAGCUCCAGAUUCGCUACCCUGCAGCGCUGCGGAGCCUUCAGGCAGUGGCACCCCGGGCACUGCAGAGACCCGACCCUCCUUGCUACCUUCUAGCCAGAACUACUGCAGGCUGAUUCCCUCCGCCCCCUUCCCCCACACUCUCUUGCUUUUCCCAUGCAAAGCAGACCUCCGUUGCCUCAGCGUCCUACCCUUCUGCAGGGCUGCAGCCGGCCACCCCAAGACCUUGCUGCAGGGUGCCUAGGAUCCUUAUCGUGAGCCGCGGGGUCCACUCCCCGUCCUCGGUCAGUUCCCAGGGGGCGACAGCGGCAAUUGUAAUCUCCAGUUUGUGUCAAGGUCCAGUUUGAAUGACCGCUGUCAGCUGGUGAAGACAUGACGACCCUGGACUCCAACAACAACACAGGUGGCGUCAUCACCUACAUCGGCUCCAGCGGCUCCUCCCCAAACCGCACCAGCCCCGAGUCCCUCUACAGUGACAGCUCGAAUGGCAGCUUCCAGUCCCUGACCCAAGGCUGUCCCACCUACUUCCCACCAUCACCCACUGGCUCCCUCACCCAGGACCCAGCUCGCUCCUUUGGGAGCACUCCACCCAGCUUGGGUGACGAUGGUUCCCCUUCUUCUUCAUCUUCCUCGUUGUCGUCAUCCUCCUCCUUCUAUAACGGGAGCCCCCCCAGGGGUCUACAAGUGGCCCUGGAAGACAGCAACCGAGUGUCCCCCAGCAAGAGCACCAGCAACAUCACCAAGCUGAAUGGCAUGGUGCUACUGUGUAAGGUGUGUGGGGACGUGGCCUCGGGCUUCCACUAUGGCGUGCAUGCCUGUGAGGGCUGCAAGGGCUUUUUCCGUCGGAGCAUCCAGCAGAACAUCCAGUACAAAAGGUGUCUGAAAAAUGAGAACUGCUCCAUCGUCCGCAUCAAUCGUAACCGCUGCCAGCAGUGUCGCUUCAAGAAGUGUCUCUCCGUGGGCAUGUCUCGAGAUGCUGUGCGUUUCGGGCGCAUCCCCAAACGAGAGAAGCAGCGGAUGCUGGCUGAGAUGCAGAGUGCCAUGAACCUGGCCAACAACCAGCUAAGCAGCCAGUGCCCGCUGGAGACCCCGCCCACCCAGCACCCCACCCCAAGCCCCAUGGGCCCCUCACCACCCCCAGCCCCUGCCCCCUCACCCUUGGUGGGCUUCUCCCAGUUCCCACAACAGCUGACGCCUCCCCGAUCCCCAAGUCCUGAGCCCACAGUGGAGGAUGUAAUAUCCCAGGUAGCCCGGGCCCACCGAGAGAUCUUCACCUAUGCCCAUGACAAGCUGGGCACCUCACCUGGCAACUUAAAUGCCAACCAUGCCUCGGGCAACCCUCCAGCCACCACCCCACAUCACUGGGAAAGUCAGGGCUGCCCGCCUGCCCCCAAUGACAACAUCAUGGCCGCCCAGCGUCAUAAUGAGGCCCGGAACAGCUUACGCCAGGCUCCCUCCUCUUACCCUCCCACCUGGCCCCCUGGCCCUGCCCAUCACAGCUGCCACCAGCCAAACAGCAAUGGGCACCAUCUGUGCCCCACCCACGUGUACCCAGCCCCAGAAGGCGAAGCACCUGCCAAUGGUCUGCGGCAGGGCAACUCCAAGAACGUUCUGCUGGCAUGUCCCAUGAACAUGUACCCGCACGGACGCAGUGGGCGAACUGUGCAGGAGAUCUGGGAGGAUUUCUCCAUGAGCUUCACGCCCGCUGUGAGGGAGGUGGUCGAGUUUGCCAAGCACAUCCCUGGCUUCCGUGACCUUUCUCAGCACGAUCAGGUCACCCUGCUUAAGGCUGGUACCUUUGAGGUGCUGAUGGUACGCUUUGCGUCGCUGUUCAACGUGAAGGACCAGACAGUGAUGUUUCUGAGCCGCACCACCUACAGCCUGCAGGAGCUCGGCGCCAUGGGCAUGGGAGACCUGCUCAAUGCCAUGUUCGAUUUCAGUGAGAAGCUCAACUCCCUGGCGCUUACCGAGGAGGAGCUGGGCCUCUUUACCGCGGUGGUGCUCGUCUCUGCAGACCGCUCGGGCAUGGAGAAUUCCGCUUCGGUGGAGCAGCUCCAGGAGACGCUGCUGCGGGCUCUUCGGGCUCUGGUGCUGAAGAACCGGCCCUCGGAGACUUCCCGCUUCACCAAGCUGCUGCUCAAGCUGCCGGACCUGCGGACCCUGAACAACAUGCAUUCCGAGAAGCUGCUGUCCUUCCGGGUGGACGCCCAGUGACCCGCCCGGCCGGCCUUCUGCCGCUGCCCCCUUGUACAGAAUCGAACUCUGCACUUCUCUCUCCUUUACGAGACGAAAAGGAAAAGCAAACCAGAAUCUUAUUUAUAUUGUUAUAAAAUAUUCCAAGAUGA
Molecule: messenger RNA, 2500 nt
Organism: Kogia breviceps (pygmy sperm whale)
Lineage: Eukaryota; Metazoa; Chordata; Mammalia; Artiodactyla; Physeteridae
Gene: NR1D1
Product: nuclear receptor subfamily 1 group D member 1
Biological process (GO): positive regulation of transcription by RNA polymerase II; hormone-mediated signaling pathway; negative regulation of transcription by RNA polymerase II
Molecular function (GO): zinc ion binding; RNA polymerase II cis-regulatory region sequence-specific DNA binding; nuclear receptor activity
Source: RefSeq, a predicted model, not a curated record